GCGUGCUGAGGUCUGAAAUCCGAGAUCCCUCGCAGCCUGGAGCUGGUGAGGUCCCAGUAAAAGCUGUUUGCCUGCUUUCCCUCCCCGAGCAGUCACACCGCUGCACUGGCCUGGGCAGCAUGGAGCCAGCACCCUGGACACUUGUAGGACUCACCCUUCUGCAGCUCCUGCUCAUCUCCUGCUUGCCAAGAGAGUACACAGUGAUCAAUGAAAACUGCCCAGGAGCUGAGUGGAAUAUCAUGUGUCGGGAAUGCUGCGAAUACGACCAAAUCGAGUGCAUCUGCCCAGGACAGAAAGAAAGAGUGGGCUACACCAUUCCCUGCUGCAGGAACGAGGAGAAUGAGUGUGACUCCUGCUUAAUCCACCCAGGCUGCACCAUCUUUGAGAACUGCAAGUCCUGUCGCAAUGGCUCUUGGGGAGGGACACUCGACGACUUCUACAUCAAGGGAAUCUACUGUGCAGAGUGCAGAGCUGGCUGGUAUGGAGGGGACUGCAUGAGGUGUGGGCAGGUUCUCCGGGCCUCCAGAGGUCAGAUUUUGCUGGAGGGUUACCCACUGAAUGCACGAUGUGAAUGGACAAUCCAUGUUCAAGCUGGAUUUAACAUUGAGUUAAGAUUUUCCAUGCUGAGCCUGGAGUUUGAUUAUAUGUGCCAGUAUGACUAUGUGGAGAUUCGUGAUGGGGACAAUUUGGACAGUCAAAUAAUAAAGAAAUUCUGUGGAAAUGAGAGGCCACCUCCCAUCCAAAGCACUGGGUCUUCACUCCAUGUCCUCUUCCAGUCUGAUGGAUCCAAGAACUUUGAUGGAUUUCAUGCUGUCUUUGAAGAAAUUACAGCUUGUUCUUCAUCUCCAUGUCUUCAUGAUGGGACAUGCAUUCUGGACAAAAGCAGCACCUACAAGUGUGCCUGUCUGGCUGGCUAUACAGGGAGUCGCUGUGAAAACUUGGUGAUGUGUAGGACUCCAGGUGCUCCUGCUCAUGGUAUUGUGGAAGGAGAUGACUUUAAAUACGGGGCCCGGGUUUACUUCAAGUGCAACGCAGGUUACAGCUUAAAAGGCAGCCGUGUUGCCUACUGUCAGCUUGAUGGGAUUUGGUCAACACAUCAUCCUGAAUGUGUUCUAGAAGAAAAAAACUGCUCAGAUCCUGGUGGUCCACUCAAUGGCUACAGAAGAGUGGUAGAAGACACUGGGCUCUUGAAUGGACGCUAUGCAAAAAUUGGCACAGUCAUUGCUUUCUUUUGUAACAACUCGUAUGUUCUUAGUGGCAAUGAACAAAGGACCUGCCAAGACGAUGGAGAAUGGUCAGGGAAGCAACCAAUCUGCAUAAAAGCCUGCAGAGAGCCAAAGAUCUCUGACCUGGUGAGACAGAAAGUGCUUCCAAUGCAGGUUCAGUCAAGAGAAACACCUUUGCAUCAACUUUACUCUUCUGCAUUCAGCAAGCAAAAGCUUCAAGUCUAUCCAACCAAGAAACCAGCACUGCCAUUUGGAGAACUGCCGCCAGGGUACCAGCACCUGCACACUCAGCUCCAGUAUGAGUGCGUUUCUCCCUUCUACCGCCGGCUGGGCAGCAGCAGGAGGACUUGCCUCAAGACAGGAAAAUGGAGUGGGAGAGCCCCUGUGUGUAUUCCAAUCUGUGGAAAAGCAGAAAACAUCACCCUUAAGAAGGCAGUGACCUCUAUGAGGUGGCCAUGGCAAGCAGCCAUCUAUCGCACAGCCAGCGGGGUGAAGGAGAACAGCCUUCGGAAAGGGGCCUGGAUCCUGAUCUGCAGCGGGGCCCUGGUGAACGAGCGCACCGUGGUGGUGGCAGCCCACUGCGUCACUGACCUGGGCAAGACCAUCGUGCUCAAGACAGCAGAGCUCAAGGUGGUUCUGGGCAAAUUCUAUAGAGAUGAUGACAGGGAUGAAAAGACCAUCCAGAACCUGAGGAUUUCUGCCAUCAUAGUGCAUCCCAAUUAUGACCCUAUAUUACUUGAUUCUGAUAUAGCUGUCAUAAAACUCUUGGACAAAGCCAGGAUCAGCAGUCGUGUUCAACCCAUUUGCUUGUCAUCUUCCCAUGACCUGACUGCAUCCACAGAGGAUUUAAAGAUAAUGGUUACUGGCUGGAAGGUAUUGGCUGACAUUAAAGAUCUCGGAUACAAGAAUGACACAAUCCGCAUGGGAGUUGUUCAGAUGGUGGAUUCACUGUUGUGUGAGCAACAGUAUGAGGAUAAUGGGAUACAAGUCAGCAUCACUGACAGCAUGUUCUGUGCCAAACAAGACCACACAGCCUUUUCUAAUAUUUGCCCUGCUGAAACUGGUGGGAUUGCUGCCAUAACUUUGCCAGGAAAAGCAUCUCCUGAGCUAAGGUGGCACCUGAUGGGAUUAGUGAGCUGGGGUUAUGAUAAAACUUGCAGCCUAGAACUCUACAGUGGCUUCACCAAAGCUCUUCCCUUCAAGGACUGGAUUGAGAAGAACAUGAAAUAAAAACCUGAGUCUGGAAAUGGCAUUUUAUAACAUAAUAUCUCUCUCAGUCUCUGCUACUUUAGGCUUCUCAUCCUAGUGAUGAGACACAUCUGGGAUAAGGUUAAGGCAGGCAGCCUGGUAAUUUGUCCUAGGAUCAGAUAUUUCAUCAGGCUAAUUUUACUUAACCCAUGACAGAGGGUCUUAGUGCAUGAGAAGUUUUGCCAUAUUUUGUCUGUCUCCCCUGGUGGGAGGACGAUGCUCUGCUCCUGAGUCUGACAUGCAGAAACAGGACAGUAAAUUCUGUCUGAAAUUAAUCUGUAGUGUGGAGCUCCCUGGAGAAAUUGAUGGUGAGCUUCUCCCAAAGAUCUGUGUGACUGAGUGGAUUAAGAGUCUGGAAAGAGUAGCCUGAAUUCAUUAUGAUGGAUGAGCUUGUUGUGGUAUGUGCUGUCUGUAUUGCCAUAGUACAAUGUAAUCUUCUUCCCUCCCAAGUACUUUACACAUUUAAAUAAACCAUGGUUUGUUUUUUUAACCUACAUACUCAUGUCUGACAUUAUUUAGAUCCAUUUUUGCUUUAUAUGUGUCACACUCUUGGAACUCUCUACUGCCCUUGUCUCUUUGCAUGUCACUCUCACUUGGGACUCUUCAGGAACUAAAAAGGCAGAAUCAGCAUAAAAUUCAAGGACUAUUUAUAAACAUAAAUAACAAGAUUCUUUUUUCUUAAUACACCCAUUCCUACUAUUGUACAUGAACCACUACAAUGAAAUGUACCAAGGAGUUCUCUUUCACCGUGUGUUCUAAACAGAUAAAAACAUGAAAUAUAUUUUAAAUAUGUUUUUUCCAAGUGUUUUUUUUCAUAGAAGUAUGAAAACCUCAGGAAAACUUUUGGUUCCCAUUAGUUCCCACACAUUUGUGGUAAAACUACUCCUCUGUAGCUCUUCAGGGUAAGAAUAAUGUCCAGGUCUCAUGCUUAGCAGGCACUUUUCUUGAACUGAGACUGAACUGUUUGACAUCAGAGUAAGAUUCUCCUAUUGGGCAUAUUGUCCAGGGAGACACCUGAGUGUCCUCAUGGUCCUUAGUCACUGCUCUUACACUAAAUCAUUCUCUAUUCUUUAUUUCAUUCUUUCAGUCAUGGCUAAAGACUAGGGAUUAACCCUAUAAAAACUGGGGAGAAGAGACAGUACUGACUGUCUUCCAUCAAUAAUGAUUUCUUGCUAAGUCAUAUAUGACACUCUGGAGUUUUUAGGACCUUCAAAUUAUUGCAGUGCCCAAAACAGCUUACAGCAGUAGUUGGCUGUGAGGACUGGGAACCUGAUGAAAAGAUUUAGUGCUCUUACCAAGAAGGACUCAGAUCCUGAACUUGUGUUCUGCCUAUUGUAUGGGUAUAGCAACUUGAAGUUAGCAAGUCUGAUUUCAGUUCUGAUUCUUUGCUGCUGUAAAAUCUCAUUACAAGUUUCUUAGCAUUCAGUAGUUUCUAUCCACUUUUGAAUCUGAAAACUGCUGCUAAAAGGACAAUUAGUGUUGGACAUCAUUCCAUGUAACUUAUUUUUUAUUUUCUUGGCAGAAAUACUUAUUGUGUAUGCUUUUGCA
Molecule: messenger RNA, 4022 nt
Organism: Zonotrichia leucophrys gambelii
Lineage: Eukaryota; Metazoa; Chordata; Aves; Passeriformes; Passerellidae
Gene: PAMR1
Product: peptidase domain containing associated with muscle regeneration 1
Exons: 12
Coding region: 120-2456 (778 amino acids)
Biological process (GO): proteolysis; complement activation
Cellular component (GO): extracellular region
Molecular function (GO): serine-type endopeptidase activity; calcium ion binding
Source: RefSeq, a predicted model, not a curated record